GCCACAACCAAGUUUCGAUUUUUCUUUAAAAUUGACGUGUCCUUUUCCCUACAUAUGUUAGGUUAGAUUACGUGUAUGUGUAAAAUAAAAAGAUGCAUUCCGUACUGCAAAGAGGAAAUGCAAUUUUAGCUUAUGCCCUAAGCGUUCUAGCAUGUUUGACUUUCGCCUGUUUUAUUUCAACGGUAUUUCUAGAUUACCGCACAAAUGCUGGAAUGAAUACUGUGAAAGUAGUGGUGAAAAACGUACCCGAUUAUAGUGCCGCUAGAGAGAAAAACGAUUUGGGUUUCCUUACUUUCGACCUACAAACUAACUUAACGGGGCUUUUCAACUGGAAUGUGAAGCAACUUUUCUUGUACCUGACAGCUGAAUAUGAAACUGCCAAUAAUAAACUUAACCAGAUAGUCCUUUGGGACAAAAUUAUCCUCCGUGGUGAAACUGCUGUGCUUGACUUUAAGAACAUGAACACGAAAUAUUAUUUCUGGGAUGAUGGUGAUGGUCUGAGGGGUAAUAAAAAUAUUACUUUGACAUUGUCUUGGAAUAUAAUUCCAAACGCUGGAUUACUGCCAAACGUGUUUGCUCAUGGACAGCAUUCAUUUAAAUUUCCAGAUGAAUACACCACCUCUAGAAUGUAAUUUAUUUGUAAUAUUACAAUUAUUUUGUUGUGUUUUGUGGGGUUACAUUUUUUAAAUAAAGUCUUCUACAGAA
Molecule: messenger RNA, 705 nt
Organism: Zophobas morio
Lineage: Eukaryota; Metazoa; Arthropoda; Insecta; Coleoptera; Tenebrionidae
Gene: Spase22-23
Product: signal peptidase complex subunit 3
Exons: 4
Coding region: 93-632 (179 amino acids)
Biological process (GO): protein targeting to ER
Cellular component (GO): signal peptidase complex; membrane
Source: RefSeq, a predicted model, not a curated record